GACUUAUUGGCCAUAUACCCCUUCCAUUCAACUUCUUUAUGGGCUGAGAGCAGCUCUAGACCUUAUCUUUGAGGAAGGACUUGACAAUGUGAUAGCAAGGCACAAACGACUGGCUACCGCAACUAGGUUAGCAGUGAAGGCUUGGGGCUUGAAGAACUGCUCCCAGAAGGAAGAAUGGUUCAGUGACACAGUCACCGCUGUAAUUGUUCCUUCAAAUAUUGAUACUACAGAAAUCAUCAAAAGGGCAUGGAAACGAUACAACCUAAGCUUAGGUCUAGGACUCAACAAAGUUGCUGGAAAGGUCUUUAGAAUAGGGCAUCUUGGUCAUUUGAAUGAGUUGCAGUUACUGGGCUGUCUUGCUGGAGUGGAGAUGGUACUAAAAGAUGUUGGUUACCCAGUGAAUCUGGGCAGUGGAGUUGCAGCAGCUUCUUCUUACCUGCAGAGCACCACUCCCAUGAUUCCAUCUAGAAUUUAACUCAAGUGUGUUGUAUAUUUGUUUCUUCAUCUUCCUUACUACGCUCUUGCAAUAUUACAUUCUCCCUUCACUAUUUGAAGCACUUGUUCCUAUGGAGUCACUGUGGUGUAGUGGUAAAUGGUGAAACACUUCCUGCUUGGAGGUGUACUCAUUACUUUCGUAAGAUCCAAAUUUAGACCAUUUCUUCAAGGGAAAAAACUCUUGUCUAU
Cuscuta epithymum is the source of this 684-nucleotide messenger RNA. The record is from the annotation of a GenBank genome assembly. Lineage: Eukaryota; Viridiplantae; Streptophyta; Magnoliopsida; Solanales; Convolvulaceae.